GACGAGUGUUCACGGCAACAUUGAUUCUGAUGUGAAGGCCAUUUGAAAAUGGCGACCUUCCUUAGGACAGCCGUGAGAGCUAGGAAUUUACUUGCUGUUUCUCGCCAGAGUAGACGGCUUGUUCAACCUUCCUUAUGGAUUUCGACUUCUAAGAAAAAUAAAGAUGGGAUAAAUGCAACAAUUGAAGAAAUCGACACUAGUAGAGAAGAUGAACUUAAGCGGUUAGAGGAACAUUUUGCAGAUCAGGACCCAAAUUCUGACAAGAAUUGGAUGUCUUUCGGACAUGAUGAAGUUGACCGAGACUACGACACCUUCGCUCACAACAUGACACUGUUUACUAGUGUAACUCUGUCUGUGGUUCUGAUUUUCUUCUUCAGCUAUUGUCCUGAUCACAAAUUAAAUGACUGGUCUAUGAGAGAAGCACAUUUAGAGUUGGCGAGGAGAGAAAAGCUUGGUCUGCCGUUAAUAGACAGAAAUAUAGUGGAUCCAUCCAAUAUCGUAUUACCCCCAGAGGAGGAACUCGAAGGCGUUCGUAUCCGACUGUAGAAAGACUAAAUGUGUACAUAGAUUGUGUCUUAAAUGUAUUAAUGGUGACGUUACAAUUGAUUGACAAAAUUAAAAAAGACAAAAAAAACAU
This is a messenger RNA of Mizuhopecten yessoensis (Yesso scallop), 637 nucleotides long. Its product is annotated as NADH dehydrogenase [ubiquinone] 1 beta subcomplex subunit 11, mitochondrial-like. NCBI's taxonomy places the organism in Eukaryota, Metazoa, Mollusca, Bivalvia, Pectinida, Pectinidae. Bases 49 to 546 code for a protein of 165 amino acids. The record is from RefSeq and is a predicted model, not a curated record. The transcript has 3 exons.